Messenger RNA from Penicillium manginii, 1755 nucleotides. RefSeq names its product proline-specific permease. Gene Ontology annotation, biological process: transmembrane transport. The record is from RefSeq and is a predicted model, not a curated record. Bases 1 to 1755 code for a protein of 584 amino acids. The transcript has 9 exons. Gene Ontology annotation, cellular component: membrane. NCBI's taxonomy places the organism in Eukaryota, Fungi, Ascomycota, Eurotiomycetes, Eurotiales, Aspergillaceae.
AUGAUCACGAUAAAUGCUACGAUUGGAACCGGUCUAUAUUGGCGAGGAGGCCAGGUACUUGAGCUUGGGGGCCCUUUGGCCGUUGUUCUAUCCUUUCUCUUAGUGGGAUUUCUAUCUUGGUCUGUCAUGCAAUGUGUGUCAGAGAUGUUAUGUAUCUGGCCCAUCCCCGGUGCACUGUCAGCGUAUGUCAGCGAGUUUGUAGAUGUGGAGCUAGGCAUUGCCACGGGUGUGGCUUAUUGGUUCACUUACUCCAUAUCCUUUUCCACCCUCAUUGCAACAUCCGCUGCCGAGUUCAACUUCUGGCCCUCUAUUCAAGAAAGCACCGGCAUACAUGCCGGCAUUCUUUACCUUCUCAUCCCUGUUGCCAUAGUUUGUGCAAAUUCUCUCGAAAUCGAGCUGAUACUGAUUGAGAUUAAGAUUUAUGGUAUCAUAGAAGUUAUUACCGGCACCAUCAAGCUAUUAUUACUUGCUGUAAUUAUAUGUGUUCUGAUUGCAAUUAACAGAGGUGCCUUCAAAUACCUUAAGUGCAGCGCGUUUAACAUACGAUUCAAAAAGUGGGUCUUCAUAGUGACACUCCAAUUGGUUUUAAAUAUUUUGCUCAACAAUAGAAAUUUAGAUUGGAAAUCAGCGACUGAAUUCGACUCAGACGCUGCCGGAAACUGGUUCGCUGCGCUUUUAAUUGGCAUGUCUAUUGCAACUUUCUCAUUCGUUGGAAUCGAAAUAGUCGCUGCGUCCGCACUGGAAGCAAAAUGGCCACGCCAGGAUCAUAAGUCGAAGGUAUCAUCAUCACUGGAUAUCACUCCCCGUCCGAAUGACACAUUGAUCGGGAACCAAAUCAAAUUCUCCGCGAUAUUCAUCUCCGUCCUUGCGACAGUGGUUUACGUGGUAGCAGCAUUUUUGGUCACUCUUGACAUAUACCGGGGAGACUGUGCGCUUCCACGGGUGAGUUGGCUCUCCGAAGAUAUCAAAAGCAACUGCACUGCACCUGGUAGCAAGGCUGCAUUCGUCGCCAUUGCCUUGGAAUCCGGCAUUCCUCAUCUGGCAGAUUUAUUCAACGUGUUCUUAAUUUUUACUUGUCUCACAUGCACCAGCACGAAUCUUUAUGUCGCUUCGCGGACUCUAUUUGGUCUGACAAGUGGACUAGAGGGAGGCAAGGGACAGCGCUGGUAUUUACGCAUACUUGCCUGGUUUGGAAAAACAAAUCGACACCAGGUUCCUAUUCGUGCUGUUAUUUUUUCGGCCGUUUCCUUCUCUUGGGUUCCUUUUUUACAGUUAAUUGGGAAACCGGACACACGCAGCUCCAUAAAUGAGUUUAUCGAGAUCCUGAGCCAAAUGGCCUCGAUUGGAGUCCUCAUUGUUUGGGGUAUGAAUUGUCUUGCCUUCUUGCGUUAUCAUAAAUGUAUCUCGGUUCAUGAAAACCAAAAGAUCUUCAAAGCACGAGGAGUCCCCCAAUUUCAGCGAGAUGACUAUAGCGAAUACCCCUAUCGAAGUCAUGGUCAACCGCUGUUGGCUUAUUUCGCCUUCUCGGGUUGUUUUUUCCUUCUCAUAGUAGCCGGUGGAGCCGCAUUAUGGAAAAGCUGGAAUCUUCUCCCGUUUUUGGCUUCAUAUUUACCCGUUCUGGCAUUUUUUGCGCUUUGGGUUCUGCUGAAGAUAGCCCGGCGGGCUCCUUGGGGCCUUGUAGAUCUUAGCGAUGGUCAUAUGGUGGCUACUAAAUUGCAAAGGCUGCAUGAGAUUCGUGGAGCCACGCAGAUAUGA